This is a messenger RNA of Tribolium madens (black flour beetle), 6533 nucleotides long. It is a transcript of the gene Pi4KIIIalpha, whose product is annotated as phosphatidylinositol 4-kinase alpha. The record is from RefSeq and is a predicted model, not a curated record. Bases 240 to 6449 code for a protein of 2069 amino acids. Gene Ontology annotation, cellular component: cytoplasm; plasma membrane. Gene Ontology annotation, molecular function: 1-phosphatidylinositol 4-kinase activity. Lineage: Eukaryota; Metazoa; Arthropoda; Insecta; Coleoptera; Tenebrionidae. Gene Ontology annotation, biological process: phosphatidylinositol-mediated signaling; phosphatidylinositol phosphate biosynthetic process. The transcript has 14 exons.
ACAUAAUUUGACGAGACGUCCAGUAUCUCUAAAAAAUUAACAUAAUCGUUGUUUCUUCACAAAAAACUCAAACUUUUACUACAAUUAUGUCAAAUCUUCUAUUUUCAAGUUUUUGCGCCCCUUUUGAUAAAGUUUCAAGUUGUACAAGCUUAAAAAACUCGAAAAACUUAACAAGUUAAGUAAUCGUCGCUACUUCCGGUUGACAUAACAAAUAUUUUGACAUUUGAGGUUAGGUUGUAAUGGCUCGAGAUGAUAAGUUAUUUUUCCACAAAACCGUUCAACAUUUGGCCCGAUCUCUAGCCUGCAUUAAAAACACACCAUGGGAUAAGGUGCAAACCUUGUACUCCUUGUGCCCCAUUGAGACAAGCAACGGGACCAUAUCGCUAAACAGUCGGCAACAGGAUGCCGUCAUCGCCCUCGGGAUCUACUUCCUGGAGUCGGGACUCCAACACAAGGACACAAUUUUGCCCUAUAUUCUCAAACUGGCAAAAUCCCUGGGCAAGGCCACUUGGUCGGAGGAAAUCAAGCAGAAUCCCAGCGAUAGGAUACCAACCGCUGAAAAGUUCAGUUUUUGUCUCCAUACUCUCUUGUGUGACAUCGCGGUGAAAUGUGAGGAGUCUCGUGAGGAAAUAAUCGAGACACAAGUCGACUGUUUGGUGAAACUCACAAAUAAUAUUCUGAAAACACGGGAAAAUACCAAUAGUGCUGUCAAACUUUUCCUUUGCAAAACCACAGUUCCGGUUUUAAUUGGGUUGUCGCGGGCAAUGGGGCGUUUUUGCAACACCGAGCCCCCUUUAAUCUGCCGGUUGUUCCCCAAACCGGAGCCCCCUUUAACCACCAUCACCGCCAACCACGACUACAAGCGAAGUUUUAGCAAUUUCCGGUCAAUUAUACCGAGGAGUCUUUCCGGUAAUUUGACCGGAACUGUGGAAGGCUACGACACGACUGAUGUCGCUUUUAGUUCAGCUAGUCUCAAAAGGGGCUCACUUAUCAGCCAAAAUUUCGGUAAUUACGACCCUGCGACUUACUUUUUCGCCAAAUUCGGGUCCAGUUUCAAUCAAUUUCCACAUUUGAGAGUCAAUGAUUCGAAUGAUAAGAAAGUACAAAUUAUUUUCCCCUUGCAACAUUUACAAACGAUUCUUUCGUUGGCGAAAAAAUUGCUCACUAAAGAAAUGUUGAGUUUUUUGGAUGAGCAAAGUUUGGAGGUUUAUACAACGGGGAAAAUUGUCAUUUUUCCCUAUAAAACCUUCUCGGAGACGAUUAAUUUAGUCAUGGUGACUUUGAUGAGGGAGUUGUUGCAACCGCAGAAGAGUCUUCCGGUUGCGUUUACGAAAGAUGUGCAAGAAUUUGUUAAAGGGUUGUACUUAAAUGGGCAGACUGAACUCCAGAGUCGGAAUCACGAUGCAAGUGAGAAAGAAGAUCGAGAAAGUAAUUUUGCUCUUGUUAAUAAAUUUAAAGUUAAUGUGAUGGCAAAUGCCGCCUGUGUUGAUCUACUAGUUUGGGCAAUAGGGGACGAAACAGAAAUUGAUUUUUUGACAGGUGCUGAUAGUCUUUGUGGCCGUCUUACUGAAAAAAUCAACUCAAACCACGGCUACAAGCUUGUCUUAGCCCACAUGCCCCUUGUUAUGGUUUGUCUUGAAGGUUUGGGUACUUUAGCCCAAAAAUUCCCCAAUAUUGCCUCCACCUCCAUUUAUUGUCUUCGAGAUUUCCUCAUUACUCCCUCUCCCAUCCUCUCCAAACUCCAUCGACAAGCCAACGAAAAAGGAAACAAGGAGAAUCUGAAAAUUAUGGCACACGUGAAUGGUUUUAAACCCGAAACUGUCAAACCUCACAAUUCCACCCAAUCAGCAUUUGAGAAAUUGCGUGAUGCCGCUAUCGAGAAUCUGUGUUAUGCUUUAGAAGCGGCACAUAGCACUGAUGCUGAUUGUGUGAGGGCGCUAGUGGCGUCUGUUUCAAAUCGUUUGUUUCGCGCCGAAAAAAGUGACAGUGAAUCAACACUCAUUUCUACAAAUAUUGUUAUAAUGUUGGGUCACGUGGCCGUUUCAAUGAAAGGUACCCCCAAGACAACUGAUACGAUUUUACAGUUUUUCCAACAGAGAUUUUGUCGUGUUCCUUCUGCACUUGAUACACUCAUUGUUGAUCAAUUGGGUUGUAUGAUUAUUGCACAAUGUGAAUCACAUGUGUAUGAAGUUGUUAUGAAAAUGUUUACGAUGAUUACGGUGGAGAGUAGCAAUGCGGCUUAUGGGAAUCCCACCAAUGAGAAGGCACAGUAUAGACACGUUUCGCAUCCCGUAAUCAAUGCCCUCGCCAACAUUGCAGCCAACAUUCAAAGCGAGUCCCAAAUGAACGAACUACUAGGCCGUCUCCUCGAACUCUUCGUCCAAUUAGGACUCGAGGGUAAACGCGCAAGUGAGAAAUCCCCUGGGGCUCUAAAAGCCUCAAGUUCGGCUGGUAAUUUAGGCGUUUUAAUCCCUGUAAUUGCCGUUUUAUUACGCCGUCUUCCCCCUAUAAAAAAUCCCAAACCAAGGAUACAUAAAUUAUUUCGGGAUUUUUGGUUAUAUUGCGUCAUUAUGGGAUUCACAGCCUCCGAUUCGGGAUUAUGGCCGAAGGAAUGGUACGAAGGAGUGAAAGAAAUCGCUGUUAAAAGUCCCGCUUUAGUAUCACCGACUUCAAGUAGGUCAGAAAUGCGCGAAUUACAAUACACUAGUGCGGUAAGAAAUGACAGUGUGUCAAUUACCGAACUACAAGAAUUGAAAAAUCAAAUUUUGGAGUUGUUAAAACAACCAGCAGAUGUCACAGCUUACGUAAAUCGCUUAACAUUUGCCCAAUGCACAUUUUUAUUGAGUGUUUAUUGGGUGGAAAUUCUCAGAAUUCAAAAUUCACCCGAACCGAGUCUAGUCCCGAUUAUUACCGAAUAUUUAUCCGAUUCGGCAUUGCAAAAAGACAAAUCGGGGAUGUGGGUUUGUGUCUCGGCUGUUGGUGAACGUGUCUUUGAGAAAUUCCUCGAAGUGAUGAAAAAUAAGCCGAAAGAUGAGGCGAGAGAGGCGGAGCUUGAAGGCCACGCCCAGUUUCUUCUCGUACAUUUCAACGACCCCCACAAACAGAUACGGAGAGUGUCCGAUAAGUUUCUAGUGAGUCUUUUUGAUCGAUUUCCUCAUUUGUUGUGGAGUAGAAAAGUGUUGUGGACAAUGCUUGAUAUAAUGCAAGUUUUGUCAACUUCGUUGCAUUUGGAUCCGAAUCAGGAAACGCCCACUUUGCGAAUCCCACGAACGGGAUAUUCCAUACAAUUGAUGGAUACGUUGGAGGCACGUGAGACUAUAGUUAAGCAUUUUGCGGCGAAUUCGGAACGACUUAUCAAAGAAGCCUUGAAAUGGGCACCACAAUGGACACGGUCACAUAUCCAAGAGUAUAUAACUCAAGUUCAGGGGGCGGGGCAAUGGCAACACUCCGGUUUGUCAUUGGCUCUUGAAACUAUCCUACAAUUUGGACCUUUAAACAUGUCAAGUGCACCGAUGAGUGUCUCAACAUUGGAAAAAAGGCCAAAAUGUGUUAAAAGUGAUUCGUCGAAAUUGAUGGUUUCAACGUCACUGAGGUGUAAAUACAUUGGAGAGGUUAUUGGAUUAUCGGCCGUUUAUGGUGUUGAAGGUAAAGAGAAAUUAAUUGAGUUUAUAAUGAAAAGGGUGUGGACGGCGUGUCAGGAAAGGUCCGAUUCUGAACAUCGAGAUGCCUUAUGGCAAGCCACAGCACUCUUAAUUUCCACGAAUGAGUUUCACCGAAAUUUGUUGCAUUGUAUUGCAUGGUCGCAGGUUGAGCUUUUCACCGUCGAGGCAAUGCGAACAGCUGUCGAAUGUUGGCAAUGGUUGAUCACAUCGCGACCGGAAGUCGAGCUUCGUUUCCUCCAGGAAAUGGUAUCGGCUUGGAAUUGCACCGUCCAGAAACGCAUGGGUCUUUUUGCGACCACUGAACCCAUGACAAGUCCAUUAGCGGCAUACGAAGGUGCCCGAUUAGAGCCGAACCCACCUUUCGUUAAACCACAUGGUAUUUGGGUACAAUUCAUCUGCGAAUUGAUCGACAACGUCAAGUAUAGUAGUUAUGAAAAAGUUGAAAUGUUGGCAAGCUUGAUACAUCGAUCAUUGGCGAUGUGUGUGGGGGCGGAUCCCCCGUGUCAAUCACGAUCAGUCUCCGCAGUAGGGGUCAGAUUUAAACUUUUGACAUGUGGCUUGUCAUUACUACAAGGGGACAUUUUACCGAAAAGUCUCGCUAAAAAUGUACUCCGAGAACGGAUUUAUUGCAGUUGUUUGGAUUAUUUCUGUAAACCGGUCACGUGUCCAUCUCAAACGUCAACUGAAUUACGCGAAGAUAUCACUACACUUAUCAGAUUUUGGCAAACUUUACACUCUGAUAAGAAAUAUUUGAAAGCUAGUGAUGUUGGUGAUUUAGAUCUUGGACAAAAUACACCACUAAUGGUUGAGAAUAACGAAUUAACGAAACCUAACGAUUUUAAUCGACCAACUUCGGGUUGGAUAAACACAGUACCACUCUCGAGCAGUACUGCCACCUUAAGUAAACGUUCAGCAAAAUCAAAACGUGUCCCAAUGGCCGAUAAUUUCGUCAAAUGUUAUCUCAAAAAAAGAAAUUUGAUUAUGGAUUUACUAACAGUCGAAAUUGAAUUUUUAAUUGUUUGGCUUAAUCCAACUUCACGACAAGAACAACAAAUUCCCGGUGAGGAGAAUAUAGCCUCAUGGAGGGCUAAAACAAUAACAGAGAAACAAUGGCAAGACUAUACGAGACUAGCAUGGGAUAUUUCACCAGUUUUGGCCACUUACUUGCCCACCAGAUUCAAAACAAAUGAAGCUAUAAUGAGCGAAAUUCGACAUCAAGUACAACAAAAUCCAGUUUGUGUGUCACACGUACCUGAAGCGUUACAAUAUUUGGCCACUACUAACGCCAUCUUGAGCGAUAGUACGAAACUAGUGCAUAUGUUGAUUUGGGCUCGGGUCUCCCCUAUCAAUGCUUUGGCCUAUUUCAGUCGACAAUUCCCCCCACAUCCUACAACAGCACAGUAUGCUGUGAAAGUUUUAAGUUCGUAUCCGGCCGAUGCUGUUUUGUUUUAUAUACCACAAUUGGUACAAGCACUACGACAUGAUACGAUGGGUUAUGUCACUGAAUUUAUUAAAUAUAUAGCGAAAAAAUCACAAAUUGUCGCACAUCAACUCAUUUGGAAUAUGAAAACUAAUAUGUAUUUGGAUGAGGAUAUGCAACACAAGGAUGUUGUUUUAUUUGACGUUUUAGACGCGUUGUGUAAUAGUAUUUUGGCCGAGUUGUCAGGACCAGCGAAACAAUUUUAUGAGAGAGAAUUUGAUUUCUUUGAUAAGAUUACUAGUAUUUCGGGUGAGAUACGGCCUUAUCCGAAGGGGCCCGAACGUAGAAGGGCGUGUCUCGAAGCGUUGAGAAAAAUUAAAGUGCAACCCGGUUGUUAUUUGCCCAGUAAUCCUGAGGCUAUGGUGGUCGAUAUUGACUACAACAGUGGCGUACCGAUGCAAAGUGCUGCCAAAGCCCCCUACUUGGCCCGUUUCAAAGUUUGUCGAUGUGGAAUAAACGAACUUGAGAAUAUCGCAAUGGCUGUGUCUGUCAAUGAGAACCAUGAACAGAAUUUUGGACCGGAAAUGUGGCAAGCGGCCAUUUUUAAAGUCGGCGAUGACGUCAGACAAGAUAUGUUGGCGCUACAAGUGAUUGGAAUAUUUAAGAAUAUUUUUCAAACAGUCGGUUUGGAUUUGUAUUUGUUUCCAUAUCGGGUGGUAGCGACAGCUCCUGGGUGUGGAGUGAUUGAAUGUGUACCAAAUGCAAAGUCACGUGACCAAUUAGGACGCCAAACUGACAUUGGAUUGUAUGAAUAUUUUUUGAAAAAAUACGGGGAGGAAAGUUCAAAGGAGUUUCAAAAUGCCCGCCGAAAUUUCAUCAUAUCAAUGGCCGCUUACAGUGUUGUCGGUUUUCUCCUACAAAUCAAAGAUCGUCAUAAUGGCAAUAUUAUGUUGGACACCGAUGGUCAUAUUAUCCAUAUUGAUUUUGGUUUUAUGUUUGAGUCGUCUCCAGGGGGUAAUUUGGGCUUCGAGCCCGAUAUUAAGCUCACAGAUGAGAUGGUUAUGAUUAUGGGGGGCAAAAUGGAGGCAGCCCCAUUUAAAUGGUUCUCGGAUUUGUGUGUCCAGGCUUAUUUGGCUGUUAGGCCCCAUCAGGAGGCUAUAAUUUCGUUGGUUUCUCUCAUGUUAGAUACAGGGUUGCCUUGUUUUCGGGGACAGACGAUUAAAUUGUUAAGGGGGCGCUUCCAUCCAGGGGCUACCGAUAAAGAAGCCGCCACUUAUAUGCUACAGAUUAUACGUAAUAGUUUCUUGAAUUUCAGAACAAGAACAUAUGAUAUGAUUCAAUAUUAUCAAAAUCAGAUUCCUUAUUAAGUGGGAGUAGUGGUUUUAGGAAUUUUUCUGUGAUCAGUGUUAAUAUUUAUUGGUGAUUAUAGUAAUAUAUAACAUAUUAGAGUU